CUAAAAAUAAAGAAUGGAAUUGUAACUUGGUGGUCUAAACCCUAGAGAGUGAUCGCAGUUAAUUAGGAUUUGUACCAUCGUCUCUUCAAUUGGUCAUCGACAGAUUCAAAUCCGGGAGAAUUCAAGGCAAGGGACAUAUCUGCCCAUCAGCUUCUUGUCGCCACCCUGCUCAGAGAACCUGUUACUGCCUUCCAAUGGCAGUUCCUGAUCCUCAGGCUUCCUUAGAUAUUUUGGUGAGAGAUCCCGAGGGAUUUAUUAUUUGGAAUGGACCACCUUUCACUAAUGGAGAACCCAGUUUGAAGCUCAAUAAAAUAACAUGUACAUCUACAAAGUUCAGUGAGGAUGGGACAAAGCUCAUGGUUAUCAGAUCUGAUUCCCAUAUUAGCAUCUAUGACACGAAAAACUUUGUAGAGAUAAGGUCCUUACAAGUGCCUAAUGUUCUUUCCGCUAGCAUAUCUCCCCACGGAACUUACAUUCAGACCUUUCAGAAGUCUACAUCUCCACAAGACAACAACGUGCAUGUAUGGAAGACAGAUACAGGGGAAUCUGUAUAUCAAGCGUUUCGGAAGAACAUGACAAAAGCAUCAUGGCCCUUAAUUCGAUUUAGCAUAGAUGAAGCUGUAGCAUGCCGUUUGGCAACAAAUGAAGUACAGUUCUUUGACCCUGAAGAUUUCUCAAAGGGGAUUAUUAAUCGGUUGAGAGUGCCUGGAAUUGCAACAUUUGAGCUUUCUAGGACUCCUGGAUCUCAUGUGGCAGUAUUUGUUCCAGAAUCAAAGGGGAUGCCUGGCAAUGUUCAAAUAUUUUCUUGUUCGAAAGAGUUACAGAGUCAACCAGUUGCCCGGAAAAGUUUCUUUAGGUGCUCAUCAGUGCUAUUGAAUUGGAAUUGUGGUUCCACUGGACUCCUGGUUGUUGUUCAGUCAGAUGUUGAUAAAACUAACCAAAGUUACUAUGGAGAGACAAAGCUAAAUUAUCUGACAACUGAUGGAACUUAUGAAGGACUGGUGCCACUUCGUAAGGAAGGACCUGUUCAUGAUGCUCAGUGGUCAUUCUCCAGUAAUGAAUUUGCUGUUGUUUAUGGAUUUAUGCCUGCUAUGGUAACAAUAUUUGACAGGAAGUGUAAUCCUUUAUUGGAGCUUGGAACAGGACCUUUCAAUACCAUUAGAUGGAAUCCCAAAGGGAAAUUUAUAUGUAUAGCAGGUUUUGGGAACUUACCUGGUGAUAUGGCAUUCUGGGACUAUGUUGAAAAAAAGAAAGUGGGAGCUACAAAAGCUGAAUUAUCGGUGUCAAGUGAAUGGUCGGCAGAUGGACGCUAUUUUAUGACUGCUACAACUGCCCCAAGACUGCAGGUUGACAAUGGGAUCAAGAUUUUUCAUCACAAUGGUUCAUUGUACUUCAAGAAGAUGUUUGACAAGUUGUUUCAGGUUGAGUGGAAACCAGUGUCACCUGAAAAGUUUGGUGAUAUAGCAGAUCUCUUAAAGUCUGUCGACUCCUUGAAUUUGGAACCAGCAACGAAACAAGGGCAAGUGUCAAAAACUACUCAGGCCUCUUUGAAAGCUACUAUUUCCAACACUACUGUACAGAAACCUGCUGCAUAUCGUCCACCUCAUGCUAAAGCAGCAGCAACUGUUCAGGCAGAGCUGUUUGGAGCAAGCCCUGCUGGAGAAAUGAGCAAGAAUGCACUGAAAAACAAGAAGAAAAGAGAAAAACAGAGGGAGAAAAAAGCUGCAGAAGUGACGGGCACAGGCAGCCAAAGUUGAUUAAAAUCAUAACUGGCCAAAUGUCAUGUAUGAGGAUCCAUUUUUCGACAAGGUAUGCUACAUUGCAACAUCCUUAUCUGUUUCUUGAUUCUACGAUUCGGAACUUUUGGAGCCAGGAGAAUUACAUAUGCGGAUUUUAUUUAUUCAUUUAUAUAUUAGAAGCUUUGUAGGUUGCUUGGCAUGAUUUAAUGAAAGCUUUGUAUCUGUUCCUCUAACUUAAUGUGCUUAACAAGGAUGCACAUACUGUUUACUAUUCUUGUUGAAUCAAAUAGUUCAAAUACUAUGAUUGGAAUUGAGAUUUCAUAUUUAAAUAUAGAGAACCAACAAUC
Andrographis paniculata is the source of this 2086-nucleotide messenger RNA. RefSeq names its product eukaryotic translation initiation factor 2A. Gene Ontology annotation, biological process: translational initiation. The coding region runs from base 195 to 1757 and encodes 520 amino acids. Gene Ontology annotation, cellular component: cytosolic small ribosomal subunit. The record is from RefSeq and is a predicted model, not a curated record. Gene Ontology annotation, molecular function: translation initiation factor activity; ribosome binding; protein binding. Lineage: Eukaryota; Viridiplantae; Streptophyta; Magnoliopsida; Lamiales; Acanthaceae. The transcript has 13 exons.